CAGCGAGUACGAUCGAGGGUGUUUUGCGCGUACGAGCGUUCAGGGAGGGGCAGAUUCCCCUAGAAUACGCGAACGCGCGGUGCAUGAGUUGUUCCGGGAUUAUUGUAUGUGUUUUUGGGAAAACUAACGAAUUGCCGGUGGUACGUGAGUAAUUCGGUACGAUAUGUUGUAAUAAAUCGAAAAAUUGGUGUGAUUUUCUCGGUUUUUCCGACGACAAAGGUCCGCCAUUUUCGUGCCGCUGUCAAGAGGGGUAAUUUGUGCGAAAAGUGCGAAUUUUCAGUGACAAGAGCGAAUAGGAAAAAUCUGGUGCAAUUUUUUUAGAGUGGGCGGGUGUGAAAAAUAGAAAUUCUACAUAUCACAGGUUGAAGAGCACCUCAACCAGCCGAUGGAAUAUUCAACAGCUUAAAAUCUCGAUCGGGUUUUAUCGGGGAAGACCGUACGCGACGUGACGUAAUCUCACCCCCCGAUAGUAGCCGAUAGUCGCGCGAGCGGCCGCGAUUCCCGCCGGAAAGUGCCGAACACCCGCCGCCACCACGUCGUGCAUCGAGGAUUGCGCCAUGGGGUGCACGGUGUCGGCCGAGGAGAGGGCCGCCAUCGCCAGGACCAAGGCCAUCGACCAGACCCUCAAGGAGGAAGGGCAGAAGGCCAAGAGGGAUGUAAAAUUGCUGCUCUUAGGUGCUGGCGAAUCAGGGAAGAGUACGAUAGUAAAACAAAUGAAAAUUAUCCACGAGAGUGGGUUUACACCGGAAGACUUCAAGCAAUAUAGGCCAGUAGUGUACAGCAAUACCAUUCAAUCUGUCAUAGCUAUUCUGAGGGCGAUGCCAAACCUCGGUAUACAGUAUGGAAAUAAUGAAAGAGAGAUUGAUGGCAAGAUGGUGUUCGACGUUAUACAGAGGAUGGAGGACACGGAACCGUUUUCGGAAGAACUGAUAGCGGCGAUGAAAAGGCUGUGGGCAGACAGUGGUGUUCAGGCGUGUUUCGGACGGUCCAACGAAUACCAACUAAACGACUCUGCCAAAUAUUUCUUAGAAGAUUUAGAUCGACUGGGGGCGAAAGACUACCAACCAACAGAGCAGGAUAUUCUGAGGACGCGCGUAAAAACCACCGGCAUCGUUGAGGUGCAUUUCUCAUUCAAAAACCUUAAUUUCAAAUUGUUCGACGUGGGCGGUCAAAGAUCGGAAAGGAAAAAAUGGAUACAUUGUUUCGAAGAUGUGACGGCAAUUAUUUUCUGCGUGGCUAUGAGCGAGUACGACCAGGUGCUUCACGAGGAUGAAACCACCAAUCGUAUGCAAGAAAGUUUGAAAUUGUUCGAUUCUAUUUGUAACAAUAAAUGGUUUACGGACACGUCUAUCAUCCUCUUCCUCAAUAAGAAAGAUUUGUUCGAAGAAAAAAUUAAAAAAUCACCGCUUACGAUAUGCUUUCCAGAAUAUACAGGAGCCCAGGAAUACGGCGAGGCGGCCGCCUACAUCCAGGCCCAGUUCGAGGCGAAGAACAAGUCCACGACCAAAGAGAUCUACUGCCACAUGACGUGCGCCACCGACACGCACAACAUCCAGUUCGUGUUCGACGCCGUCACCGACGUCAUCAUAGCCAACAAUCUGCGCAACUGCGGCCUCUACUAGACGGCCGCGCCACCUGUCCGGGGACUAUAUACAAAUAUGUAUGCGCAUAUACGUUUCCGUGUGUGUGUGUAUGUGUUCCGAUGGGGAGUGAUCGCAUCUAGUCGGCGUUCAGGAUACGGAUACCUAGUACUACCAUAGGAAAAAUGACAUACAUAUAAUUAUCAUAUUAUUUAUUUAUGAGAUGAUGGAGAAGGUUAUCCUAAAACUAAAAUUAGUUAGAAAAGAGAGGACGGAGGUCUUAGCUUUGUUCGACUCUAGCUGCUUUUCCAUUGGUUAGGUUCUAGUUAGCGUAUUUCUUCUCAGUGUCUUUGUACAGGGUGGUCCGAAUUGUAAGCUUCGGCAGCAGAUUCUGCAGAUAAAAAUAAGUCAAAAAAAUCGUAUAAAUGUAUUAUGUGCUAAUGUGCUUGGUUUCGGAGAUACAGGGCGUAUCAGUUUCAUUUUUAUUGCGAUUUUUUCCAAAUAAUUUCUGAACUAACGUCGAUAUUUGGAUAAAAAUUGGUAGUAGGACUCAUAGUAUGAUUAUAAUGACAUCUAAAUCAUAUUUCUAAUGUAAAAAAAACACCCAGACACCAAUUCUCAUUCAAAUAAGUUUCAAUUCAUUCACGUUUUUUAAUAUUUGGAAAAAAUCCAAAUAAAAAUGGAACUUCUACAUUUUGUAUCUCCAAAAAAAAGCACAUAAUAAAUUUUAUACGAAAAUUAUUUACCUAUUUUUAUUUGCAGAAUAUGCUGCCGAAGUUUCCCGCUAUACAGGCUGUAGCUUCUACACCCUGUAUAUAGACAUAUUCUUUUGUAGUAAUGUGACUCUUUCACUCUAAUUCAUUUUCUACACUGUAGAAGAUGAAUUAGAGUGAAAAUUGCAGGUUGUUAGUUUUUUAAAAAAUACAUAUGCAAUUUUUUUCUUAAAAAAAAUAUAUGUUAUAGUGCGUUACAAUAUUAUCGAGUUUUCAUGAUCAAGUUUGACACUAAAAAGUUGAAAAUUGGUGGAUGUGUAUUUUUUAACAUUAAAUUUUGUUCGUUCCUAAGAUAAAAACAUUUUUUUUAGGCUGUAAUAUGGUCUAGUUUAUCCAAAUGAAAAGCAGCUAAUACAGUAAAUAAGAGAGUCGUUAAAAAUGUUAAGAUUGAAAAAAAAACGAAUUAUAUACUUCGGUUUUUUAACUGGCACGCACCAAAGUGGAGUGAGAUAAACAAAAAACGUAUAGAAUAAAAAUGUGUUCUUCAUUUAAUGAAUAUGUCUAGUAUUUAAGUAUAUGCUCUGGUGUAUGUUUUACAUAUUUUUGUUUCGCGGUGAGCGCAGAAAGAACAAUGGAAGAAGUAGUACUAUUACGAACACACAGGCGGUACCACUAGGAUCAAAACAAUGUGCUUCCCUACAAACAGUAUGUAAAGAGAACCGCUAUAGUGUUUCUGUGCUUAUCGGUUUCGCAUUCAAACUCAAAAUAGUCACACAUUAAAAUCGGCUUUGGCCUGUUUUUUUUUUGUUUAAAUGGUUCAUCACUUCAUGCAGCUACAUAUAUUACCGCACAAGAGGGCUGUUGAUUCUUUAUUAUUUCACCUUUUCGCCCAGCACAAUAUUUACAAGUCUUUUCCUAUUUCCAAACGCAUAAUAUGAACAACUUUUUUUGAGGGAAUAAUUGAAAUAUUAAAGUUAUUUAUCUCAAAAAUAAUAUGUUUUAAUGUCGUGUCCAGAUCACAAAAGUUUUGAAACAUUUAACAAUUGUUAUUUAAAUCGAAAUAAUUUGAAAAAUACUAUAUACAGUUUAUCGUUAGAAUGAUAGACAGUUGUCAAAUAGUCUUCAAACUGUAUUCAAUGCUAAUAUUUCAAUAUUUUCUUCAAACAAUAUAAACUAUUUUUGUCCGUUCUUAUAAAAUAUUGUACACAUUAAAAUAGAUAAAGAUAACAACGGUGCCAUGGUCCAGCAAGACAAUUGCAUUUAUUCUGUUUUAACUCUGUUUUGUAAAUUAUAUUUUAUUUUAGAGUAUAUACAUAAUAUAUGUCUAAAUGAAUGUUACGUUAUACACUUUUAUCAAAAGAAUCUGAAUCUAGGAGUAUAUAUUAAGUUUUAGUUAGUUACCAUUUUUUAAAUGGAGAAAAUUGACAUCGCAUCCUAUAGCGCCUUCUUCAAGUGCACUAAAAUUAAAAGACAUUGAUAUUUUAAUUUUCGAAAAAAGGUCAACGUUCAUGGACCCGAAAAUUCAUUUAAGCUCAACUAGAUUCACAGUGAAAAAUUAUAUAUUUUUUGGUAGGAAAAAUUUGUUAUUCUGUUUAAAAUACGAAUUACGAUUCUUUAAAAUUAAUGAUCAGACAUUAUAAUUAUUAUUAGAUAUUUUGUUUGCAAAAGAGCUAUAGGUGGUAGUUUUUUUGUUAGCAAAAUAUGUAUGAAUAAUUGCAUUAUUUACCAUAGAUCUUUUGUUUGCAAAAAGCCUACUACAAAAUGUGGAAUUUCGUAUUUUACACAACAUAAUAAAAACUGACCAAUAAAUAUGCAAAUGUAUUACUGAAUAGAACGUUUGAUAAAGGACGAUGUUUUUCUCCAAACAAAUAUAAAAUAAUGAAAAAACCAACAAAAUCCUUUGAGACAUUAAAGUAUAUAAUAAAACUACUUAUACGUUUAAUAUGUGUACAUAAAAAAAUAUAUGGCGCUUAAAAAUAAUUAAAAAAACGUAGCUUCAGUCAUUUACGUAGAUGUAGUUCAAUUCAUUUUAAGCAAAAUAUGAAAAAAUGAGCGAAACCUAUUUGUAUUGUUCAAAUUUAGGAUGAGUGUUUCGUUUUUUAUCAUUACCAUUGUUUGUUUUGUUUUCGAUUCCUCGCAUAACACAUUUUAGAAAACCCAUUCAAACACACAUGUUCAUGGCCAUCAUCAGGACCAUCCCAUAAAGGUAGUAUAUUCUAAAUGUUUGUUAAGUCUGUCUCAUUUGUUGAAAUUUCUAAAAUAUGUUACUUUUAGGUAUUCAUUUUUUUUAGACAAUAAAAUACUCCCAAAAAUGCUGGAUAUAAACAGAGAUAUCACGCAAAGUAAUCAAGUUUUGGUGUGCAAAACGGCUAUGGGUAGUUUUGAAUAAAAAACGUAUAGAGAAAUAACUAACAUUUUGAUAAAAAAAGAGGUAUUUCAGGAUUUUUUAUUGUCACUUGUGAAAAAAAUGAUACUUAUAGAGGAAUAGCCACAAUAUCAUAUUCGAAAAAGGUGCAUUUUAUUUAAGACAUUCCUAAGACUUUUGUAUUUCACUAUAAAAUAUUUUUGCUUACAGUGAUCUUUUCAUUUAUUUAAUCAUCAUUGACGUGAUAUUAUUUGUGUCUAUAGAGCGGUUGUGAAUAUCUCUUGACUCCAAUAUAAUUUAUAGGACACAAAUAUAAAAUAACCAGCUAGGGAAUAAGUACUGUUAACAUCUGAAAUGUUGAUUAUUUAAGCGAUAAAGAUCAUAAUCCGCACAAAUCUAAGCAACAAGAAUACAUUUAUUAUUAACUACUUAGCUAUAAAAAGAGGAAAUUGUGUUUUCGACACCGUGGUAAAAUACAAUCAUCAUCCAUUCAUAGUCGAAAAAAUUAAUUAGUACAUGUAAAACUAUCGUAUUUUUACGAGCGGAUGACGAGAAGUAGUAGGCCGUGCUUUCAAAACGCCUCAAAUUAUCUGGUGACCUUGAGAAACGAUCGUUGUUUUAAUUAUUUGAAACCUGUCAAUUAGUACUCGAACAGCAUAUCAUUGUUUAGAACUGUUUAAAAAGGGCUAUUGUAGAUAUCCUAUUAGCCAGUAAUUUGCAGUGUUUUGUUUUGAUUUGGUUAAAAAAACUAUCUUAAUUUUAUGAAAGGAGUUUAUUUAUACAUUUAACAAGCUCUAUAAAAAACAUAUUUUUUUUUCUUAAUGUAUCAAACUCUUUUUAAAUCCAAAAUGGGUCACUUGUUCCUGUUCAGCAGCGACUACGAAGUCAUUUUCCUGAAAAUACGAUACAAAUUGUUGUGUAUAAAAUUAAAAUAAUAAUAAUAAUUAUAAAAACAAGAUACAUUUGUAAGUAUUUAACUUAAUGUUGAGUAGUGUCGAAUUUAUUACAUUUUCAUUAUUUAAUUUAUCUAGUCAAGUGAAUUGUUUGUUUAAUUUACGCCACAUUAAUGAAGUGUUUUUUUUUGUAUAUUAUUUCGAAGAUUAUUAUAUAAUAAAUGUAAACAUUAUGAUUUUCGGUUCGUAUUUCACUUUAAGUUUUCCAUUUUCGUGUAAUUUUUAAUCUUAACGAUGGAAUAGUAGUCCAAAAUGGACGUGUUUUUUUUCAGUUUUAUUAGUGAAAAAUACGUAAUACCAUUUACUUGUAUAAAAAAAUAAAAUCACAAAAAAGUAUGUACCAAUCUCGAGUUAUUUCUAUAUCCAUGUUUAUUGCAUAGACAUUAAAAGUGAUAGUUGACUUUUUUUAGCGAAUUAAUAUGACUCACAUUCUUUGUGAAUUCUGACAAAAAGUAAAUAGGUACUCUUUGAAUGAGUAUUAUUUCUUUUUGAGCAUAAAGGCUCUACUGCUUUUUAUGUCUAUGGUUUCUGCUAAUUUUUUCACGAUACACGGACACGAUACAUGCCAUUUCUUUCAAUUUUCCAAAGAUAUUUGCACUUUUGUAUAUAUUUCUUUUGUUAAUACACUUGGGAAAACUUAUGCGAUCUUGACUGAUUUUCUUCCUGAAUGUAUUAACGAAGAAUACUUUUUCAAAAUACCAAAAAAAAUGGAUAGUCAUGGAUAGUCCAGUGAUUUAAAAACAUCAUAAAAAAGGAUUUCCACCUAUUUAUUAAAAAAAGAUUGAUAAAGUAAAUGGCUCGAUUAUCUACAUACAAGAUAUAUACUUGCAGCAUUCUCUCUCUCCUUUGCAUUAUUUAAUCAUUACAUAUAAAUGCCAUAAAUGAUGACAAAUAAAGUGUAAGGACUAUUUAGAAGUAUCACACACCUACUAGUAGAUGUAAAAUCUUUUAUCAACGGUAAAUAAAUCAUGACAGAGGUUGUUUACUACAUGUAUGUUUGUUUCUCUGUGAUGUGAAUAUUAUUAAAAAAAAUAAAUUUUACCCAUUUCGAAA
This is a messenger RNA of Sitophilus oryzae (rice weevil), 6664 nucleotides long. RefSeq names its product guanine nucleotide-binding protein G(o) subunit alpha (gene Galphao). Lineage: Eukaryota; Metazoa; Arthropoda; Insecta; Coleoptera; Curculionidae. The transcript has 9 exons. Gene Ontology annotation, cellular component: heterotrimeric G-protein complex. Bases 558 to 1622 code for a protein of 354 amino acids. The record is from RefSeq and is a predicted model, not a curated record. Gene Ontology annotation, molecular function: G protein-coupled receptor binding; G-protein beta/gamma-subunit complex binding; GTPase activity. Gene Ontology annotation, biological process: adenylate cyclase-modulating G protein-coupled receptor signaling pathway.